Messenger RNA from Xiphophorus hellerii (green swordtail), 2815 nucleotides. RefSeq names its product receptor-type tyrosine-protein phosphatase V-like. The transcript has 11 exons. Gene Ontology annotation, biological process: protein dephosphorylation. Gene Ontology annotation, molecular function: protein tyrosine phosphatase activity. The coding region runs from base 649 to 1755 and encodes 368 amino acids. The record is from RefSeq and is a predicted model, not a curated record. NCBI's taxonomy places the organism in Eukaryota, Metazoa, Chordata, Actinopteri, Cyprinodontiformes, Poeciliidae.
AGGCAAUGGUGAUGGCAGCAUCAUGAUGAGGAUAUCUUUUACUGUGAAUUGUUCUAAUAUGGUGCAGGAAAAUAUUCUAUAUAUCUGUAAUGAUUCAUUUUACUGCAACAUGUUUCUUUUUUUUAACAUCGGUGAUGUUUCUAUUCUUAAAUUCAUCACACAUCUUGCAUACAAAUUGUCCAGAACAAAGGAAGCUGAUGUCUAGGGAUUUCCUAGAACUGACGAGAACCCUUCGUUAGACAGAAAGGAUUGACUUUACCUGUGUAAAUAAGAGCCAAAGCUUUCACAAACCUCCUUCCCUCCCCUGAUGUUUUGUGCUCCUCUCUCCGCCCACCAUCCCCACCCAUGUUUCGUUUAGUCGUGCCUCAGACAGCAUUACCACCACCUGGGAGCUUUGAGACAGCCUGGGAAGAGCGGCGGACUCAGAUCGCGGUCCUCUCCUUGUGAAUGACUGUUUUUGGGGCCCGUUGACUGACGCAAACCUGAUGCAGGCACACCACACUCAAGCUGCUCUGCUGGUUGAUGUCUGGGGUUAAGAACUUGAUCAAGCAGGUUUUCUUUCUUGUCAGCACUGACGACAUAUCCAGAGCUUUAAACUCUCCCCACUGAGUUUAUACUUGAAGGACAGGACUGUGUUCAGGAAAAGACAUGAGGAUGGAGACUUUCUCAAGAUCACAGAUUCUGCAGGACUUUAAUUUCCAAUGCAGCAAACUGGCGUCCAAUAACAACCGAGGCUUUAAACAGGCCUUUAGGCAGGAGCUGAAUGAUGUUGGGAAAGAUCUCCCCAGUAGAGCCGGCAGCUUGGAGGCCAACAGAGAAAAAAACAGAUACCCUUGCAUUUUGCCAUAUGAUCACUGUCGGGUGAGGCUUUCAGUUCAAAACCAGAACCCAAAUUCUGAUUACAUCAAUGCAAAUUUUGUCCCUGGUGGUGGAUCAGAAAGGGAUUUCAUCUGCACCCAAGGUCCAAUAUCCAACACUUUAGCCGACUUCUGGAGGAUGGUCUGGGAGCAAAACGUCAGGAUAAUCAUCAUGGUGACCGCUCUCAGAGAAAAGAACACAGUACUGUGUGAAAAGUACUGGUCUCUGGAAGAAGGGACAGUUUAUCAUGGGCUCUUCCAAAUAACAACAGUGACUCGGAAACAGGGUCCAGAUUAUUUUGUUACUACCAUUAACCUGCGACAGAGGGACCUGCCAAACGACAGGAUAAUCACACAUUACUACUACCCGUCCUGGCCGGACCAGAAAGUCCCAAACCCAUUUUCUCUGUGUGCAUUCACUGAGCAUGUGCGACAACAUUUGGAGGCUCUACCCUGUCUGGGGCCAGCUGUGGUGCACUGCAGUGCAGGCAUUGGCCGGUCAGGGACGUUUGUGACUUUGUUGUGGCUGAUGCAGCUGAGCAUGAGAGGGAUCCCACCUGACAUCAAAGGUGCUGUGAGGGACCUGCGACUGCAUCGCAUGUCAAUGGUCCAGACACUUGACCAGUACAUAUUUAUUCAUCACUGUCUGCUACAUUGGCUCAGUGGAGGAGCAUCAGCAAGCAGGCAACAGAUGCAGGUACCAGAUUUGAAUUCUAACCAACACAAGACGGAUCAACCUCAGAGCUCACGGAGGAGGAGGCAGCGACACAGCUCUCAACAGAAACCUCCGGCAGACCAACCCCAGAACACACUGCAACAGAUUUUUAAACCUGGGAACCUACUGAGGAGGUUAAUACCCUCCUUAUCGCAGAUGAAUCCGGACUCACAAAACGCCUGAAGAUAUUCUCUGAAAAAGGCAUGGAAGAACUGAUAACCAUCUCAUUGGAUGUAAAAAAAAAAGGGGGGGGGGGGGGGAGGGGCCUUCUUGAUGCUGCUUUAUACAAGUGUAGGAAAUGACUAAAGCUGCAACGCUGUGCAUGCAGCGCGAGGAGACGGCCCAGAGGCACAGAACUGCCCUGACAACAUGCAGAUAAAUGCCUUUAACAAAGACACAGCAGUUUGUGCUGUAACCAGGAGGAAGAACUAAGGGAAUAAUUCAUCAGGUUAAACCUGUUAUUCUGCAAAUCACUUCUGAUUCAUGAGAAAAGGAGGCUGCAUGAAGUAAAAAUACUGCAGGCACAGGCUUUUUAUCAGGUCACCAACAAAAAACCUUUUAUGAUGAGCAAAGAUUCCAGGUGGGAGCAGCUAGAGAGCUAAUUAUUUACCUUAAUUGGUGACAAAGACUGCUGAGAUGUAUUUUAUUAACAACUGUUGGAAAAAAAAUUUCCACUGUGCAUUUCUUUCAUGAUACACAAUCAAGUCUAUCAAUCAGGGUGCAGAGGUGACAACAGAAAGGCAGACACACGGUGUAGUGGCUGUACAAAAACGGUCAUGUUUGAAAAACACACAGGCACUGCCAUUCUCCUUAAAUGACUGAAUCCCAUUACAGUUCAUGGAGAAACUACUGGUACUAUACAUUAUAGAACAUGUAGGGCUGACCCACUUUAAGUCUUUUAUGGAGUACAGUAGACAUGAUACAUUAGAUCCCUCUUUAGUCUUUGUGUUUAAUGUCCUCAAGAGAUAAAGGAUUCAGCAGACGUCAGCGUCCAAGUCCUGCCUUUGCCACACCUUCACCCUGUGGCAAGUGCUAUUAGCUGCAGAUUAGGCGGUGCCAGCCUGUUGCAGUCAAAUCCAUGGAGGAUUUAAGUACUAAUGUGAUUUAAUACCACCAAGAUCCAACAGAGGGUGCUCUUAAGCAGGCAACCUCAAAAGCUCAGCAUCUCCAAAUAAGUAGGCUCAACACAAACAAAAUGAUAUCAGAAAAGAAAAUGUAUAUAACUUAAAAGACUUUUUCCAUA